AUGAGCAGUGAAAACGCAGACCAUUCGUCGUCUCACAAUAACGCUGAUAAUCCCGUUGGUGAUGUAGAUACACCUAAGACUCCUUCUGAUCAUCACUCCAAAAGAAGGUCAACAAGAUCCUCGAGAUCUUCAAGAAGUGGUGAUCACAAGUCCAGGUCUCCGAAACGUCACAGAUCCCCAGGGCGUAGCCACCGAACACCAGAGCCUUCGAGUAGAUCAUCUGAUCGCUCCAAGCGAAGGGAUAGAUCUCCUAAAUCAUCUAAGACGAGCGGAGCACCUCCAGAACCACCACUGACAAAGCCUUCACGUGGUGAAGAGGACAAGAAAUCUAAGAGAGAUGAAAAGUCCCGGCGUAAUCGUCCUGCUGCAGUUGCUGGCGUUGUAUCGGUUUCUGGAGGAGGGGAAUCAAGGGAGUCUCGCAAGGCUCGUCGAGAGAAGGGGGGUUCUGGCAAAGGCAGAGAUAGGGUCAGGGAUAAGAUCGCCUCGGACAACAAGGCAAGGAAUGGGAAACGAGUGGAAAAACGUCGUCUUGCCGAUAGAGGUGCGGCUACUCCCAUGUCCCCGCGCAAUCGAGCAGCGAGAGAAAAGGCAAAGGCGGCCUCCGCUGGGCUUCGGUCAGCCCCUGCAUCCGCACCAGUAAGCAACGCUGCAGCUCCGGGGGCUGAUGCGGAUACUCCGAGUGCUAUGGCAAUUGACGAUGCCCAGAUCGUGGGAGCGGCACCGGCACCGGAAGUAAAUGUGGAACAGUUGGUUCAAGACAGAUUAAAAGCUAUGACGGUUGCUGUUGCCGCGAGUCCAGACGAUGAAGCUGAUUCGGACAAGGGAGAAGUCGUAGAAGAAAAUGAUGACGAAGAAAGAAAGAAAAAGAAAAAAGCGCUCAUGAUCAAAAUAUGUGUUGGAUUGGCUAUUCUUGCGGCAAUCAUUGUCGGUGUGGUUGUGUGGUUAACCGGCAAGAACGACGAGCCAGCCGCAAGUCCGGCCAAAGAAAGCAUUGCCGACCCUACAAAUGCUCCACUCAGCGCCGAUUUCACUACAGAUGCCCCAAUCGGUAUUGUAUCGCCUACCGCAUCGCCUUCUACUUCACCUUCCCUGGCUCCAACUGAUGGACUACUCUACGAACCACCUGGUGAUUCUAUCUGCGAGUUAAUCGCGCGAGGCGAGCCUGUUCCAGGACAAGAAGAUAUGUCAAGCAAGAGCUUCAUACUUCCCUUCAAGGCCGAGAUGGUAGAGACAUCACCACCGUCGGAAGUUUCAGCACUCCUAGACGUUGUGGUGCAGUCAAUCCUUGGUCCUGCAUUGGCAGAUUGCCCAAAUACAGCCACAACUGCAGCGAUCGCUGGACUGCCUGACAAUGCGCGACAUCUGCAAAUCGAUGGGCUACCCGUCUACGUCAUUGGAAAUGCUGCAAUUGAGGUGGAUUGCGCACAAGGAAAUGACUGUGACGUUGCACCAGAGUUGUGCUACUCUUGUCAGAUGGGGCUUGAACUCUUUCUAAAGGAUGAGGACGUGAGGGGCUACUUAUUGCAGACCAAGACGUUAACAAUCCUUGACCAAGAAAGCUUGGUGGACUUUUUUGGGUUGGAUGGUCUUGCAACGUCUUUGGAGUUUGGUGAUAUUGUCACAGGCACACUAACGGAAGCGCCAACUCCUGUUCCCACGAUUAUGGAAAGCGGUUCACCUUCAAUGAAUCCAUCAGCACAACCAUCCAGAAUGCCCAGUAUUGCACCCACAUCGACUGGGUCAAGCACUCCAACUAUUCCUGCAACACCAGGACCCACGCCGCCACCGACACCAGGUCCAACCCCACCUCCGACUCCACCGCCAACACCAGGCCCGACGCCACCGCCCACUCAAGCAACUCCGGGUCCAACGCCACCGCCAACUCCGGCCACACCACAACCGACACUCGCAACGCCAGUGCCCACAUCAUCGCCAACCUCCAAAUGGGAUCGGAUUCUGGGAGGGUACCAACCCUAUCACGCUCGGGCCUAUGAAUGGGUUACGACUACAGACACUUGGGAACCAGAUCCUUUCGCAAGCAACCCAGAUGAACAAUGUCUGGAACGCUAUGCAAUGGCGGCUCUCUAUUAUUCGUUCCUCGAAACUGACUUUAUGUAUCAAUCUAGUUGGAUGCAAACAAACGAGCAUCACUGCGAUUGGUCUUUCACUCAUGAUUGUGACGGAGCCAGAAGAGUCAUCGAUAUGAAUAUUGAAGACGAUGAGCUCAUUGGUACCUUCCCAACAGAAUUCGGAAUCUUGUCACAUUUGACAAGCAUUAAUUUUGAACUCAAUGGUUUAGCCGGCAUCAUACCUACGGAGAUGGGAGAAUUAACACAGCUGAGAUAUCUGAAUCUUUCUGAAAACAGCUUUGCUGGAACUCUCCCAACAGAAAUUGGAAUGCUCUCUCAAUUGACGUACUUGUCACUCGAACUAAAUGGGUUUGUCGGCUCCUUUCCGUCGGAGUUCGGGCGAUUAUCUCUACUUGAGGAUUUACUCAUGGAUGGAAAUGACAUCUUUGGCCCAAUACCCUCGGAAAUUGGUCGUAUGACGAGCUUGCGUGAGGUCCGGUUGGAUGAAAACGAAUUAAGAAACGAAAUCCCCAAUGAGAUUGGAGCACUGACUAUGAUGACAUACUUAAAUCUUUUCAGCAACGGAUUGGCAGGUACCAUUCCUACCACGGUCGGCUUGUUGACAUCACUGACCAAAUUGGAGUUGGACUCGAACAACCUUCGCGGAUCCAUCCCCACGGAAUUGGGGAGAUUAUCGUCGCAACUAGAGCAGUUGUACCUGGAUAGUAAUUCGCUGAUUGGUACCAUCCCUACCGAGUUUGGUAAUCUUGCAAACGUUUGGCUUUUGGACUUGUAUAAGAAUGUACUCAGUGGACCUUUGCCGUCAGAAAUCGGAAAUAUGUCAAGUUUGAGGGAAUUUGAGGUGUGGGAAAACUCAUUGACAGGUACCAUCCCUGCAACUCUUUUCUCUCUGCCCCUAACCUUAUUCGAUAUGUCAACCAAUUUUUUGACUGGUUCGAUUCCACCUCUUCCAACGUCAUUGACAGAAUGCUACUUAGCCACAUCGUUUAAUCGGCCAGAAGCAAACUGCUUUACCAAUACCUCAAAUGCUGGCAUUUGUGAUAUCACCAAUAAUUGCCUCUAG
Molecule: messenger RNA, 3153 nt
Organism: Cylindrotheca closterium
Lineage: Eukaryota; Bacillariophyta; Bacillariophyceae; Bacillariales; Bacillariaceae
Source: the annotation of a GenBank genome assembly